ACUAGUACGUGGCCAGUUGCAUUUGCGGUUCGGUCGUAGAUUCGGUUAAAUCCAUUCCCCCUCCAACCCGGUAGGAUCCUUGUUGAUUGGGAACUAAAUUGGCCACCCGUUCCAUCCCGUUCCUUCGCGAAAAUGAUGCAAAACGUGCUCCGUCAUGCGGUCCGGUCGGUGGCCUCGAUCGGUGCCCGUGCCACACCGGCACACCACUACUCCACGACCACCUCGUUCGGGACGGCCCGUGGCCCGACCUCACCCGUCACCUACCUCAGCGAGGACGAGCUGGUGAUGAAGGAAACGGUGGCCAAGAUGGCCCAGGAGCAGAUCGCACCGUUGGUGAAGAAGAUGGACGAGGAACACCAGUUCGACCCGUCCGUUGUGCGGGCCCUGUUCGAUAACGGGCUGAUGGGCAUCGAGGUGGGUGAACAGUAUGGUGGCAGUGCCUGCAACUUUAUGACCACGAUGCUGGUAGUAGAGGAACUGUCGAAGGUGUGUCCGGCCACGGCCGCCCUCGUCGACAUCCACAAUACGCUCGUUAACUCGCUCAUGAUGAAGCUCGGCACGGAGGAGCAGAAGAAGAAGUAUCUGCCGAAGCUGAGCCAGGAGUACAGUGGCAGCUUUGCCCUCUCGGAACCGUCGGCCGGAUCGGAUGCUUUCUCACUGAAGACGACGGCCAAGAAGGACGGGAACCACUAUGUGCUAAAUGGCACAAAAAUGUGGAUCUCGAACUCCGACAUCUCGGGCGUUUUUCUUAUCAUGGCGAACGCAAACCCAUCCGCGGGAUAUCGCGGAAUCACGACAUUCAUCGUGGAGCGCGACUACGAAGGGUUCACGGUCGGCAAGCGCGAAAGCAAGCUCGGUAUCUGCGCAUCAGGCACGUGUACCCUUCAUAUGGACAAUGUGCGUGUGCCGGAGGAGAACAUCUUGGGCGAGUUUGGUAAAGGAUACCAGUACGCGGCCGGCUUUUUGAACGAAGGCCGCAUCGGUAUCGGGGCGCAGAUGGUGGGACUAGCACAGGGUUGCCUGGACGCAACCAUCCCGUACCUGCUCGAGCGCAAACAGUUCGGCUCGGAUCUGUAUUCGUUCCAGAGCAUGCAGCACCAGAUUGCGACGAUUGCGACAGAAAUAGAGGCGGCCCGACUGCUGACGUACAAUGCCGCCCGACUGCAGGAAGCGGGCGCACCGUUCUUGAAGCAGGCGGCCAUGGCCAAGUAUUACGCGUCGGAGGUGGCCCAACGCACGACUGUGAAGGCAAUCGACUGGAUGGGAGGUGUCGGCUUCACCAAGGACUUUCCGCAGGAGAAGUACUAUCGCGACUGUAAGAUCGGUGCGAUCUACGAGGGCACAACCAACAUGCAGCUCAGCACGAUCGCCAAGGUUUUGCGCAAGGAGUAUCAGUCGUAAGAUGUGUGCGCUAUCACGGAACGCUGCUGCUCGCAAAGGAGGCGAUAGAUCGUUACGUAACACGUCCAGUAAAAGAUCGCGGCCUGCUG
Anopheles cruzii is the source of this 1490-nucleotide messenger RNA. RefSeq names its product short/branched chain specific acyl-CoA dehydrogenase, mitochondrial. The transcript has a single exon. NCBI's taxonomy places the organism in Eukaryota, Metazoa, Arthropoda, Insecta, Diptera, Culicidae. The coding region runs from base 133 to 1401 and encodes 422 amino acids. Gene Ontology annotation, cellular component: mitochondrion. The record is from RefSeq and is a predicted model, not a curated record. Gene Ontology annotation, molecular function: acyl-CoA dehydrogenase activity; flavin adenine dinucleotide binding.